Mus caroli (Ryukyu mouse) is the source of this 2109-nucleotide messenger RNA. It is a transcript of the gene Znf787, whose product is annotated as zinc finger protein 787. Gene Ontology annotation, molecular function: RNA polymerase II cis-regulatory region sequence-specific DNA binding; DNA-binding transcription factor activity, RNA polymerase II-specific. The record is from RefSeq and is a predicted model, not a curated record. Lineage: Eukaryota; Metazoa; Chordata; Mammalia; Rodentia; Muridae. Gene Ontology annotation, biological process: regulation of transcription by RNA polymerase II.
UCGUGUUAGGGGUGUGUGUGGGGGGGUGGGCGUGAGCGGGCGCGCGGCCCGGGAGUUCGCGCGCGCGCGCGCGCGGGAGAGAUUGGCGCCGCGGCCUGGGACAAUGCGCGUGCGCUACUCCGGCGGCUGUGCUGGGCCGGCAGGCACCUGGGUUACCCAACCGGUGGGGUCCGGGCCACCCGGACUGGACUUGCAGCUGGUCAUGGCCGGAAGUGCCAGGGAAUUGUUGGCGGGGGCGAGGCUUGAUGUGGGGAGAGACCCCGCCGCCUGGAUUGGACUGACCGGAAACGGCGGCCCAUGGGACCCAGAUAUGGAGCUUCGGGAAGAAGCUUGGUCUCCGGGGCCACUGGAUUCCGAGGACCAGCAGAUGGCCAGUCAUGAGAACCCAGUGGACAUCCUCAUCAUGGAUGAUGACAAUGUUCCCAACUGCCCUCUCCAUAUCAAGCUGUCCCCAACCCAGUCUGCACCUCCUCCUGGGCCCCCGCCCCGGCCGCGGCCGCCAGCACCCUACAUCUGCACUGAGUGUGGCAAAAGCUUCAGCCACUGGUCGAAGCUGACACGACACCAGCGCACGCACACAGGCGAGCGGCCCAACGCCUGUACCGACUGCGGCAAGACCUUCUCGCAGAGCUCGCAUCUGGUACAGCACCGGCGCAUCCACACAGGCGAGAAGCCAUAUGCCUGCUCAGAGUGCGGCAAGCGCUUUAGCUGGAGCUCCAACCUCAUGCAGCACCAGCGCAUCCACACGGGCGAGAAGCCUUAUACUUGCCCCGACUGCGGCCGCAGCUUCACACAGAGCAAGAGCCUAGCCAAGCACCGGCGCUCCCACAGUGGUCUAAAGCCCUUCGUGUGCCCGCGCUGCGGCCGUGGCUUCAGCCAGCCCAAGAGCCUGGCACGCCACCUGCGGUUGCACCCAGAGCUGUCAGGGCCAGGUGUGGCAGCUAAGGUGCUGGCAGCCAGCGUGCGGCGCGCCAAGGCACCGGAGGAGGCCACAGCAGCGGACGGCGAAAUCGCCAUCCCAGUGGGCGAUGGCGAGGGCAUUAUUGUGGUGGGCCCGCCAGGGGAUGGUGCUGCAGCGGCCGCGGCUCUGGCUGGGGUGGGGACGCGGGCAACGGGGACACGGUCGCGCAGGGCGCCGGCGCCCAAGCCGUAUGUGUGCAUGGAGUGCGGGAAGGGUUUUGGGCACGGGGCUGGGCUGCUGGCCCACCAGCGCGCUCAGCAUGGGGAUGGGCUCGGGGUAGCGGUUGGUGAGGAGCCUGCACACAUCUGCGUGGAGUGUGGUGAGGGCUUCGUGCAGGGUGCCGCGCUGCGGAGACACAAGAAGAUCCAUGCAGUUGGGGCGCCUUCGGUCUGCAGCAACUGCGGACAGAGUUUCUAUCGGGCUGGUGGAGAGGACGAUGGAGAGGACCAGUCGGCUGGUGCGCGGUGUGCUGAAUGUCGGGGUGGGGAGGCCCGGUAGGGACGGGGAGGCCCGGGGGGUGGACAGGGCCCCUCGGGCUCAGUGGGAACUACCAGUGUGCAAGACCACGAGGGAGGCCCAGAGAGAAUCAGACCGAAAGGAGCAGCGGCCUUGUCUCUCUCCUUCCUUACUCCGUGCUGUUCUGGGUGUGAGGGGACCCGCAACUAUUGGGUUCUCAGGACUGUCCACAGCCUCUCUGCUGACCCACCCUACCGCCUGGUGGGCUGGCUCUUUGUAGGUUCCCAUUCUGGGAGCCAGAGACUGAGAGAACUGCAAGGAUCAAUUGGCACUAGACCCUCAAGGGAAAGACCACCCCCACUACAGGUGUUGGGCUGAGAUGUCAUAAGGAAUGGAGGGAAUCCUGGCCUUAUGCAUCGAAAGGGCUUCCUUCCCUUCUAGAAGUUUCUUUUAAUCAUACCGUUUGACCCGUCCCAUCCAUUAUUUUUUCUGACCCAUGAGUCCUAAUCAAUUUUCUAGCCCAAGUCGUUCCUCUUCCUCCUGGAUUUGCAGUAGCAGAGGCGUGAAGUAGCCUCCUGUUCCCAGCACGUCCCAGCACGGUCUUAUUGAGAGGAUGGGGUCCUGUUUUUUCCCUGUCAUGGCAGUGGAAGAAGGGAUGUGGGGGCAAUAAAUGGCAUUAUUCAAUUGUCCCA